UCAGCAGCUAAAAUUGACUUCAAACUUCCUUCCCUGACAAAUACACUUUAUUACCAAAUGUAUUGGGACACCCUCCAAAUCACUGGAUUCAGGUGUUCCAAUCACUUCCAUGACCACUAGGCAUGCAGACUGCUUCUACAAACAUUUGUGAAAGAAUGGGUCGCUCUCAGGAGCUCAGUAAAUUCAAAUGUGGUACCGUGACAGGUUGCCUCCUGUGCGAUAAAUCCAUCCAUGAAAUUUCCUUGCUACUAAAUAUUCCACGGUCAACUGUUAGUGCUAUUAUAACAAAGUGGAAGCAACUGGGAACAACAACUCAGCCCACAAAGUGGUAGACCACAUAAAAUAAUAGAGCAGAGUCAGCGCAUGCUGAAGCGCACAGUGCGCAGAAUUCGCCAACUGUCUGCAGAGUCAAUAGCUAAGGACCUCCAAACUUCAUGUGGCCUUCAGAUUAGCACAACAUCAGUGCAUAGAGAGCUUCAUGGAAUGGGUUUCCAUGACCAAGCAGCUAUAUCCAAGCCUUACAUCUCCAAAUGCAAUGCAAAGCGUCGGAUGCAGAGGUGCAAAGCACGCCACCACUGGACUCUAGAGCAGUGGAGAUGUGUUCUCUGGGGUAACAAAUCACGCCUCUCUGUCUGGCAAUCUGAUAGACGUGUCUGGGUUUGGCAGUUGCCAGGAGAACGGUACUUGCCUGACUGCUGUGUGCCAAGUGCAUAGUUUGGUAGACGGGGGAUUAUGGUAUGGGAUUGUUUUUUUUAGGGGUUGGGCUUGGCCCCUUAGCUGC
Staurois parvus is the source of this 781-nucleotide messenger RNA. The record is from the annotation of a GenBank genome assembly. NCBI's taxonomy places the organism in Eukaryota, Metazoa, Chordata, Amphibia, Anura, Ranidae.